UCAGCGUGGGCGGCCGUCGACUUUUCCCAACCCGCGGACUGAUCUUCUGUCGGUGUUUUUGAACGAUAAGACGCGACAUGUUUGUGGCUCCAACAUGGAGGAAACUCCGCUCGGUCCUGGAGGAGCCCGCGGCGUGCAGGCUCGAUCCCUCUCCCGCGCUCACUUCUCGCGGGGCAGCCUCGCGCGAGCCUCCCGCAGCUAGCACACGGGCUAACAGGCUAACCUGCCGAGCGCCCAGCCCUCAUAACAGAACCGCGGCCGGGGGAGCGCGCCGAGAGCCGCCGCUGGUCCUCGACGGUACCGAGAAAAUGUAGUCGCGGACUGUGGCUGGGUUCGGCUGCAUUUGUUUGAACACCCCGGGGUGACCGCUCGGCCGAGCAGGCUCCCAUUUUAACCUUUACUGUUAGAGAGUUACUGAUCCGCGAUGGUCGUGCUGUGAUGGCGUUUGCGGCCGGACUCCAUUCUCAUUUCAGCGUUUAAGCUCAUAUAGUUCUAAGUCAAGUCAUUUUUCUAUUAUAACAUCUUUAAAGGCUCUCCACAGUUUCCGUGUCGCCACGGGUCAGUUCGACCCAGGCGCUGUCUGAAAACGGUGGCGGAGCUGGUGGUGGAUAACUGUCGCUCCAGCGAUGGUGAGGUGGAAGGACUCACGGACGAUUACACUGGGCUGGAGAUCCUCAGCAUGGUGAACGUCGGCCUCAGCUCGCUCUCCAAACUGCCCUCACUGCCCAAACUACGCAAGUUGGAGGUGAGCGAUAACACCAUCUCGGGGGGUCUGGAUGCGCUGGCUGAGAAAUGUCCCAGCCUCACCUACCUGAACCUGAGCGGGAACAAGAUCAAGGAUCUGAGCACCAUCGAGCCUUUGCAAAACCUGAAGAACCUGAAGAGCCUGGACCUGUACAGCUGUGAGGUCACGGCGCUGGAUGACUACAGAGAUGGCGUCUUCGAGCUGCUGCCUCAGCUCACCUACCUGGAUGGGUUUGACGAGGAAGACAACGAGGUGCCCGACUCCGAGGCAGAGAACGAUGAGGAUGAUGAAGCCGGCCCACCCGGAGAUGAUGAUGAUGAUGAUGAUGAAGAGGAUGAUGAAGGCUCUGAGGGAGACGAGGUCGGCCUGUCGUACCUGAUGAAGGAGGGAAUCCAGGAUGAAGAGGACGAUGGAGACUACGUCGAGGAGGACGAAGAGGACGAGGAAGAAGAAGAGGAUGGAGAUGAGGACGGCGCCGCUGUUCAGGGCGAGAAGAGGAAGAGAGACGCCGACGACGAAGGUGAAGAUGACGACGACGAGUAGUCCAACCACCUUUGCACACUAUAUCGUCUGACACCCCCGCCUCCCCCCGCCCCUCCCCACCUCCACCUGACCCCGGCAGGACGUGGUUUUGGAGCUCCAGACAAACAGGAAGCUGAGAUCAGGCUCAUCGCUGUCCUUCACCGCGGUGAUGUCACUCCUCCGCCGGUCAGCUGAUCAGCAGGAAGUCAAUAACGGAGCUUAGAAAUGCACCGCGUUCCCUCAGACAUGUCACGCACAAAUAUGAAAUUCAGGAAAACCAUGAAGGACAAAAAAAAAAAGGAACACCUCAGCAGCUCCUCAGUCUGCUCCAGCUUCAUCACCUCCUCAUCCUCAGCACCGGCCUGCUGCUCAUCACACAGACAGCAGGGGGCAGCGACACACCGUUCCUCACCCCUGUGAUACGAAUAUUUAACAAUCCGAGGAACGCGCUACAUGAUUGGUGUUUGUCACAGUGAUGAUGUCAUCAGCGGUGGCGAGGGGAAAUCAAUCAGGGUCUGAAAACAUUUCAUUUUCCAGUCUGCUCGCUGUACGAGCCCCACACGCCUCUGGUGAUGUCAUCACGCAGCCACACCCUUUAACGCGUUUUUGGUUUUUGGGGGAGGGUUUUAAAUCACCACAUGUCUCGGGGUGUGAUGGGUGGCGCCGUCUCCGUCUGUAAUCUGUUGAUCGCUGAUGUUACUUAACACACGCUCGCGUCUUGGACCCAGCUGAUCAGUUCAAAAUUCCUAAAUUCUCUGAAACCCUCGUUCGGGGCGCGGUCACGAUGUUCUGUCAUUGAUCUGUUUUAAGCUAUCGAUCGGUUGGAUAGUCAAUCGAGUGUUUUUAUUUGACUUUAUUGAUCUGAAGCGAGUCAGCUGUUUCCUUUGUUUUUCGUUCAGUUUGUAUCUGCAAAAAAUAAAAAUAUACAGGAAGUGACCUGCAGCGGCGGGCUGUCAGCUGAUUGGUGGGCUGGUAUCUGGAACCAGACUAUAGCGCUGUCAGACUGUCUGCCUGGAAAAUGUGGCAUGUUCCUGUCUCUCCUCUAUUGAUUAUUGAUCAGCUGGAAGGCGGAGCUCCUCCCACUCAACCCAGUUCUCCUGAGCCUGUGAGUCCAGACACUACACUACCCAUGAUUCUCAACAGCUGAUUGCUCCAAACAUGGAUCCAGAGUUGCCCUCCUCUCUGCUCUCUGAUUGGAUGACUCCAAAGCAGUGCACUCUGGAUCUUGUAGUUGGCUCCUCCCCUAAGCUUUUUUCCUUCAUUCUUUUAAAUUGACUGUUACUGUUUUAACCCCGCCCCCGUCACCUGUCACCUGUUGGGUCUGCGGCCUCCCGUCCCACCCCCACGGAUCCCUGUGUAAAUAGAAGUGAACUGGUCUCUGUAGGUUUGUGCUGUCGUCCGUUUGGCCCUGAUCUGUGGUGUUGAGUUUGGAAGCGUGAAGCCGGAGCGAUGCUCCUCCUCCUCCGUAAUUUUAUUUUUUUAUUCCUGUGUUCUGAUCGUGUUGCUGUGUGUUUUUGAAUAAAACGACUGAAAUCUC
Messenger RNA from Oreochromis niloticus (Nile tilapia), 2804 nucleotides. Its product is annotated as acidic leucine-rich nuclear phosphoprotein 32 family member E. Gene Ontology annotation, biological process: regulation of apoptotic process. Bases 680 to 1288 code for a protein of 202 amino acids. Gene Ontology annotation, cellular component: nucleus. Lineage: Eukaryota; Metazoa; Chordata; Actinopteri; Cichliformes; Cichlidae. The record is from RefSeq and is a predicted model, not a curated record. The transcript has 7 exons. Gene Ontology annotation, molecular function: histone binding; phosphatase inhibitor activity.